Centruroides sculpturatus (bark scorpion) is the source of this 992-nucleotide messenger RNA. Its product is annotated as Golgi resident protein GCP60-like. Bases 1 to 957 code for a protein of 318 amino acids. The transcript is spliced from 6 exons. The record is from RefSeq and is a predicted model, not a curated record. Gene Ontology annotation, cellular component: Golgi membrane. NCBI's taxonomy places the organism in Eukaryota, Metazoa, Arthropoda, Arachnida, Scorpiones, Buthidae.
AUGGAUGUAGAUGUGUCCUUGCCAUGGAAAAUCCUGAAGGAAGCUGAAGAACAGAAACGCAGAGAAGAAGAAGAAAAAGAGAGAUUAAGAUUGGAAGAAGAAACAAGGUUGCAAGAAUUACAAGAGCUGCAACAUCAAGCUCAACAAAAGAGAUUAAUUCAAGAAGCCCUUAACAGACAGACAUAUCACCAAUUUAAAGCUUAUGCUGAACAGCAAUAUCCAGGAAAUCCUGAACAACAAGGUGUACUGAUAAGACAAUUGCAAGAACAACAUUAUCAACAAUAUAUGCAACAGGUAUUACAACAGCAACUUUUACAAAAUCAAAAAAUAACUCAAAAUGAAAACAACACGGUUAAUGAUUCAAAUAAAGAAAAUUCAGAUCAGCAACAACUUCAUGAAAAUGAUGUACCUGAAAGCAGUGAAGAUGAUUCAGAACUGCCGGCUAUGCCAGCUGCAUCUAUGUGGACCCGUAAAGAUGUAUGGGAAUUCAAGGAGACAAUCAGAAAAGAAGGAGGUGAUGGUAUUAUUAAAGUAGGACAUGGAGAAACUGUUACAGUCAGAGUUCCAACUCAUGAUGAUGGAACUUGUUUAUUUUGGGAAUUUGCUACUGAUAAUUAUGAUAUAGGCUUUGGAGUGUACUUUGAAUGGACAAAAAAUCCAGGUACUCAAGUAUCAGUUCAUAUAAGUGAAAGUGAGGAUGAUGAUGAUGAUGAAGAAGAAGAAAAUGAACAAGGAAAUCAUAAAGAAAUUGAAGGAAAUCUGGAGUCGGGUCUCUCUCUUACAAAUCGUUCAUUAACUAGUGUAAUUAUACCUGUUUAUAGAAGGGACUGUCACGAAGAAGUGUAUGCAGGCAGCCACGUUUAUCCCGGACAAGGUAUCUAUUUAUUGAAAUUUGAUAAUUCUUAUUCAUUGUGGCGUUCGAAAACUCUCUACUAUCGUGUUUAUUAUACACGGUGAAACACUCCAUUCAUCUAGAUAAAACAUAAGUAACU